UGGUGAGUGGUUAUUAAGACUAUUUAGCAGAGUUUAUUGUUUUCUGGAGCAUUUUGGCCGCAAAUUUUGUACUUAGUGUAUUAUAACGAUAAUAAUAUGAGUGAUUCGGAGAGUGGAAACGAAGGUUCAAGCACUGGGAAAAGAAAGAAAUAUGAUCCAAAUUACAAGGAGGAGUGGCAGAAUAUUGCUCAGUUUAAAGGAUGGUUAAUGAAAAGUGAGAAAGGCACAACUUAUGCCAAAUGUAAGGUAUGCAAUAAAGACAUAAAUAUUGCUAGCGGUAAAGAUGCUUUAAUAAAGCACAUUAAAGGAAAAGCGCAUUUAACUAAAUGUAAAAGCAUUUCACGACAGCCAGAUAUAACAUAUUUCACAUCAGAGGCGUCAACAGCAAUUGUAGCAAAGCAAAAAAUGGAACAAUGGGUCAAAGAAGGUGAAAUCCGUUUAAGUGCCUUUAUCGCUGAACACCAUCUCCCAUUCUCCGUAAUGGAUAAGUGAAGGUAGUGGAAAAAGUAUGCAUGGAUUCCGAAAUUGCUAAAACAAUGGCUUGUGGUAGAACCAAGACUACUGCAGUAGUGAAGAGUGUUCUAGGGUAUCACAGUUUUCAAACGCUGCGAGCUCAUCUUCAGAAAAGUAAGUUCU
Molecule: messenger RNA, 636 nt
Organism: Leptinotarsa decemlineata (Colorado potato beetle)
Lineage: Eukaryota; Metazoa; Arthropoda; Insecta; Coleoptera; Chrysomelidae
Source: RefSeq, a predicted model, not a curated record